Molecule: messenger RNA, 1227 nt
Organism: Haemonchus placei
Lineage: Eukaryota; Metazoa; Nematoda; Chromadorea; Rhabditida; Trichostrongylidae
Source: the annotation of a GenBank genome assembly
CUGCCCCUCUCCAUUUCUUCUUUAGACGUUCCGACUUGGGUAAAGCACUUGUCAUGCAUUUUCCUCGGCCUUAUUAUUUUACCCGAUUGGAUUCAACGGAAUGAUGUGAGGAUCGCAAUAAUUUUUGGCCUCCCGCUUCUGUUACUGGCUUUGUUGCAAACACCAUUGCCUUCCAAAGGAGAAACUACUAUAUGCGCUUGUAUCUUAUCCAUCGUCUGCAUCAGAGUUUGUUCCGAAGGUCUUAGUGCUCCAAACAAAAACUCGAAGAAAUUUUUGGACGUUUUCAGACAAUAUCUUCUCCCAGCUCAUGAUUUCUUAGCGAUUCGUGGAAUUCUGAUGAUAUUUGCUAUGAAAGUGUCGGCCUUGACAUUCGACAGCGGUUCCAAUUGUGAGACCAAGGACAUAAUUCCUAUUCUGGCAUACAUUUUUGGUCCGGCAACUUCAGUAUUUGGUCCUUUUCACACUUUCGACGAUUAUAUGAAUUCUUUGAAUCGCCGGACAAUCAAGGCAAUUCUUCAUAGCAUGGUCUUGGUCGCUGUAGCCUUUUGCUUUCUGUCUUACUCAUCCUGUAUAGGCAUCUUAUUGCCAGACGGUAGCAUACUGACUGACUACAUUACAGCGCAGUCGUUCCGAACCAGUCAUUAUUUCGUUUGUAUGUUGUCUGAAGGACUAGUCCUCCUAUCUGGAAUAAAGCUAUCGACAUGCUCACCGUUAUCAGUCGAAGUUCCGCGAUCUCUGGUUGAAGUUGUUGUUGCAUGGAAUAUACCUAUGCACAGGUUUCUUCAUACCUGUAAGUUAUACACAAUAGCCCUUUUAUGUUCAGUGCGCGGCGGCAUUUCAUUUGAGCGAGCGAUCGUUGUACUGUCAAAGAGACUAUUCGUUAUGUUUAUACAAAUUUCAUAUCGUUUGGCAAUGCACUAUCAAUUCUUGUCUCUUUCGCUGUCAGCUCUCUACUACACGUUACUUUCCGGAAUCGAAUAUCCAGAAGGUUUUCAAUGUGCGUUCGAGCUCGGCCGUGCAGGAAUUGGGCACUGGCAGACAUUGUUUAUAAAUGUGGUGUUUUUUGCCGUUUCUGUUUAUCAACUAAUCUACCUUGGUGCACCUUUUGACGGUGAAGGAGCUGAAAUCGGAUACGAGAUGAGUCACACGGUUGCCACAUGGAGACGUCAUCGAUUUUUCGGUCACGGCAUCACUGCCGGUAUUGCAGUGCUUAGUUUUUGUAUUUAG